GGCGCGCACAGCCGGCUCGCAGCUGCCCGGGGCAGCGCGCAGACCCGCCGCGCCUUCCUUCCUGCGGAGCCCGUGGGACAGAGGCGGCGGCAGCAUGACAUCGGCGGCGGUGGAAAUUUUGGGGCUGGGACUAGGCAUCCUGGGCUGGGUAGGGGUGAUCCUGGCCUGCGGAUUGCCCAUGUGGCAAGUGUCGGCCUUCAUCGACGUGAACAUCGUGGUGGCGCAGACCAUCUGGGAAGGGCUGUGGAUGAGCUGCGUGGUGCAGAGCACAGGGCAGAUGCAGUGCAAGGUGUACGACUCCAUCCUGGCGCUGCCGCCCGAGGUGCAGGCGGGCCGAGCGCUCACCGUCAUCGUGGCACUGCUGGGGCUGGUGGCUCUGAUGGUGACCGUGGUGGGCGCGCAGUGCACCAACUGCAUCCGGCCCGGGAAAAUGAAGUCUCGCAUCGUGAUAGCCGGCGGGGCCAUCUACAUCCUCUGCGGAGUCCUGGUCCUCAUCCCGCUCUGCUGGUUCGCCAACAUCGUCAUCAGUGACUUCUACGACCCCACCGUGCCGUCGUCCAAGAAGCGAGAGAUGGGGGCCGCGCUCUACAUCGGCUGGGCGGCCACGGCCCUGCUGCUCUUCGGGGGCUGCCUCAUCUGCUGCUGCUCCUGCUCCCAGCGCGACGAGACCUCCUUCCCCGUUAAGUACUCGGCGCCGCGGCGGCCCACGUCCAACGGCGAGUACGACAAGAAGAACUACGUCUGAGCGGGGCUGGCCCGCUCCGCGGCCCCGCGGGGUACGGACAGACGGCAGCAGACAGCUUCUGCUCCAGCGCUCCCCUGCCUGGAGGCUCUUCUUAACGGGGACCCCCGUGAAGCGGCGGCCCUAGGCAGGGCAGCGCCCCGCUGCCCUCCAGCCCAGCUCCCCGGCGGGGUCGGCCGCUCCGCUGCGGGCUUCGCCGCUCUCCCGGUACUGACCGACCGCACUGCCGGCCGAGCAAAGCCCUCCCGGGCCCCCCAGAGCAGGCGAAACAGAGUGUUCCCGGCCCGGGGCCGCCGGGGGAACCGAGGAGCCCGGGCGAGUCACGGCGGUCUUUACCGGGACGCCCCGUCCGGGCUUCGCCGCCGCCGCCUGCCCGCCCGCCCGCCCGCCCGGUAUUACCGGGACACUUGUGAGUACUUUACCGCCUGCUGUCGCUGCCGGUGCCUCGGGGCACCGCCUGGCUGCUCGGACCGGGCGUCGGGUGUGCACCGGAGCCAAGGAGCAACUUUCCAUCUUCGUUCUCUCUCCCAAAAGGCUGCAUCUGGCAGUUCCUGCUUGGACUGAUAUGGUGGGGGGGGGGGGUGUCGAUCUAUUUGGGCAAUUAAAAUAGGGAUCCUGUCCAAAACAUGAUACUAACCUUGGUCCUUAAUCCCACAAGCAGUAACUGUUUGGAGAGAGUUAUUCUUCGGUUGUUUCAGUCCCUCAGUGAAGUGUAUUGGUCUGUGUAUAUUUAAAACCUUGAAAGAGACCAGGUAGUUGCUGUUCUUUAGUGGAGUACAAAUCAGAUAACACUAGGUUGUCUUUUGAGGUUCUUCAUCUCUUCUUCUUCAGCUUGUGCUCUGUUUUUACUUGAAUAUGAACUCAUUGCCAGAAUUAUUCGAGGACUAGAUUAAAAAAUCUAGGAGAUCACUAUAUCCUGGCUCCAGUGGGGCCUCUGCUCCUCUCAUCUGCACUACAGGAGACUGGAAACAAAAAAAUUGUCCCAGAUUCUGAUGGUUGGGGGGAAUGAUGUCUUUGUGGCAUUCUUGCCAAGCUCUGCUUGCUGCCAGUUUUGAAAUGUGUGUUCAACGUGCGCUUGGUUGGCUCUCUACCAUAGUUUUGUUAACACAUGCUUUCUUUCAUUUACCAAAUCAAGCAAAAAAUUGCUAGAUGAAUUUUACCAAAAAUAUCUUGACUGGGACUUUAUGCCAAGUGAUCAGUUGUGAAGCCAUGACCUUUACAGCUCUCAGCUCCUCUGCAUUGCCCUAGUAACACUCUGCAGACUGGAAGGAAGAUGGUUUGGUCAACAUAACCAAUUUUCCUGAGGUCAACACCUCCUGAAGUUAACCACAGUCUGAAAUGUUAGCUUGCACUUUUUCAUUAUACACUGCAGAAACAAACUUUGUUAAGGGAGGGGCUUAAGGGGAUGGUGUGCUACUCCUCCAAUCUAAUUACUUGUAAAUCCACACAGGAUUAUGCUGCUGACUGUGGCAGCAUCUGCAUUGCCAUAAGGAGAUUUCUGCCAAGAGUUAGGGAGGAAAUGUGCUGUUUAUACUCCUCAGAGAACAACGCUCGCUACGACCUCAUAGGUCCUCACAAUCACAUAGCAAUACAGUGCACACCUGACCUGAGCAUUAACUCUUAUAGCUAUCUGAUAAAACCAAACUUAUUGACAAACUGUAACUGUGGGUCUGACAGAUUUACAUGGGCUCUGUUCUUGCCUUGCUUAGCAAACUUAAAACCCUGGAAGUAUUAGCAAUUCAAAAAGUAGAAUAAGAGACUAAAGCCUUGCCCCUGCAAAUUUUGAAGUUGAAUAUUGAGCACAUGAUUAAUCGUUUUGAAGGUAACUGCUUUUGUUUUUUAUACACAAAAAUAGCAGGGUCUGAGCUCAUCAGAGAAUACAAAAGCAGAGCAAUAUAUCUAGAACUUCUUCUCUAUAGAAAGGUGCAGUUCUAAUACGGUCUCCAUUUAAGUAAAAGCUGUAAUAUUGUUUUUAUGAUGUGAUAUGUAGUUCUGGUACAAGAGUGAAAUAUUCUGUAUUUCAUCAUUCAACUUUUUAAAAACAGUGUAACCUUGUAAACUGUAAAUGUAUUUAAAUGCUUAUAUUUUGAAGAAAUCUACCAAAGUUGGCUUGUUACAGGGUUUGGUGCCUUUAUUUGUUUCAUGACUGCUUUACUUUAAAUUGUAACAUCCAGUUGUAUGUCAGUCAUCCUCACUCAGCUCUCUGGUGUCUAGCAAAUGAGUCUACAGAUACUAGCCCAAAUCCUGGACCUCUCUCUCUUUUGUCUCAAGUUAAAGAACUAAACCCCACUGACAAAAACAUCUGCAUGUCUCUGAACAGUAGAGCCUUCAGAAGUGCUGCAGAAUUUGGGGUCUGACCAAAAGAUGAAAUCUUUCUGGACAAUACAUCACUAGCAUUUCAAAUCAAAACUGGUGUCUUUGGGAGAGAGAGGGAAACCUAUGCCUUAGAAGGGAAUUUUAACAAGCCAAAUUUCUUGUAUCAAAGCAGGACUGGAUCCUCUUAUAACCAAAACCUGAAAAAAUUAUACAGAAAGACCUCUUGGAAGAAGCCAAUGCUAACUGUGCAUAUGCUACUAAACACAGCAUCAUCCUACCAAAACCAUAACUUGUGGCUGAGAUCAGUGGGGCAGCACCCAAUGAGACUUGCAGGAAGUAGGGACCAUUUUUAAAAAUAUUUUUAUAUUUAAUCUCAUCCUUCAGUAUCAUUAGUUGUUGCUGCGCUUUAAAAGAUAACCUCAGAGAAUGCUGUUACUGAUAUCACUGGCUUCAGGGUAAAAGUCAAAGUUGGUUUUUGCUAUGAUUUGUUUUCUAAGAACAAUGAUAUAGUCCUGAACUUAAAACCUUGGAAGUGCUCAGGAUCAGGCCUGAACCUCAUCCCAAUGAAAAGAUAAAUCUAUAGCACUUGUUUAUUAUUUUUAUUUUGUAUUUAUGAUUUUGCAUAAAAAUAAAAAUAUGUAAACCUA
This is a messenger RNA of Oenanthe melanoleuca, 3705 nucleotides long. RefSeq names its product claudin 5 (gene CLDN5). The coding region runs from base 95 to 745 and encodes 216 amino acids. NCBI's taxonomy places the organism in Eukaryota, Metazoa, Chordata, Aves, Passeriformes, Muscicapidae. The transcript has a single exon. Gene Ontology annotation, molecular function: structural molecule activity. Gene Ontology annotation, cellular component: bicellular tight junction; plasma membrane. The record is from RefSeq and is a predicted model, not a curated record. Gene Ontology annotation, biological process: cell adhesion; bicellular tight junction assembly.